GAUGAUGAUAAUGAUCAGCCUCCUGUACCCAUAUGGUCAGCGUACAACUCUUUGGUAAAUGAAGCACUACCUGUCACACGUGUCGGUGCUCCUCCAUUGUUGGCACAUCCUGCUCAUGAAUGGAGCACGCUCCUCACAGUUCUGAUGCGUGCUCAAAAUAUCUCUGUUAGAGUAGUCGGUCCCGGGAGGAAAACAGUCAUAUCGCUAGACCUUGGUUUGUAUCUGCCCGCUAAACGACUACAGAUGGCCCGAUGCGAGCUCAAGAACAUUCUCCUUCGACCAGGGGAGCUGCAUGUGGUUAUGGCUAUGCUGAGGACCAUUGGGUCAUAUAUUGACAGUAGCGGGAUAGACAUGUGCUGGAUCGAGUCGGAACUUUAUGGCCCCUCCACUAUUAAACAGAUAAUCGAUGGCAAGCAUGUUAAGCGUGGUAAAAGAGCACACAUGAUCACCUUACAGGCUUUAUUUUCCUUAUACCUGGAAGCAUUUCUAGAAGGCUCUCCUGAUGUGCGUCGUACCCUCGAGGAACUCUCUACGAAAGUUGGAGAUGCGUGCAAAGAAGGCACUAAGGAGAACAUCCAGACGGCGCACCAUAGCUCUACCAACGCGAUCCAGUCUUCUGAAGUAGUCAAGAAGAUGUCUGAUUUUGACGCUGCGAAUGCCACAAAUCCUCUCUUUACUGUAUUUCGCCGAUACAUGCGCAUGGUAAUGGAGAUGUUCGCAUUCAUCCAGGCAGUCCGCAGUGGUGAUUGGAAGCUCCAUCUAAUUGCACUCGAGUUGUUCACAAAGUACUUCUUUGUGCACGACAAGAUCUGUUAUCUAAGGAUGAUCCCCCUGUACCUAGCUGAAAUGGCAUCCCUCGAAUCAUCAGACCCCGAGAUCUAUGGAGAGUUCAUCACAGGAAACUGGGUAGUGAACAAGAACAAGGAGGUUCCCUUCUGUGCUGUUGGUGGUGAUACUGCGUUGGAACACCUCAAUCGAUCUAUGAAAGUUUCUGGUGGGCUUGUAGGGAUCACUUUGAAUGAGAGCGCACGAGCCAAGUUUUUCCUCAUUGCCCCAGAACUAGCCCGACUCACAGCGGAAGCCAAGGCAAUGGCUGGUCUCGUUUCGGAACGUGCACACCAUCAAGAACUAAACUCAGCUGUUUUGACGCACGAAGAUAACAGCAUCAAUAAGUUGACCGAGACAACCAAGACCUUCACCAAUCCCUUUUCAUCAGACCAGAACACCAACACCGAUCUGUACAACUUGGUCACAAAAGUUGUGAUGAAUGAGAAAACGAAGAAAGACCUUGUUAAUCAGAGUGAAGAAGGGAGAAAGCUAUUCAGUGCUUUUGUACAAGAUAGGAUCAAGACAGGAAAGAUCAACCUCUGGGCUCCUGUAAAGAAGCGCAAUCUUCUUACCUGGAAAACGAGUGCUAAGGUCAUCAAAGUCAAAGCUAAAGACACGAUCAUCGAGUUAAAGGAGGACAGAAAUCUGUUUGCUCGUUUGGCGAUGGUGUGCAAGAGCCGCCCAGAAAUUGACAUCCAAGAGGCUGUUGGCUUAUAUGAGUUCACUGUUGUCCCAAGAUCUUUGUUUGCACGAGAUGGUACCAUGUUGCAUUGUUCUUGCAAGAGUGCCCUUAUGCAUAUCCUAGAGAAGGCAGGUGGCCCUAGUACUAAUACACAAGAAAUCACCGCAGGAUUCAAAGUCGCGAUUGUUGAUGGAAUGGCCGAAGUCCAAUCACUUGACAAGCCAGAGUGGAUCAAGAACUGUAGAGACUUGGCUGAACAUUUCACGAAUCGCUUGCUUGUAAAGUAUAAUGAUUAACAAGAGCUCCACAUAAUCUUCGACAGAUAUGAUGUACCAUCCUCACUGAAAUCAGCAACACGAGUCAAACGACAAGGUGGCCAUGUUCCCAUUUAUUAUCGCAUCACUGAUUCUACCCACAUCGCCAAGCUGCCGAUGAAGAAGCUUCUUGCUCAUUCAAAGACCAAGGGCGAACUUACGACGUUUCUCGCAAAGAAUGUGAAGGAUAAUGCUAAUGGGAGACAAGUCGUUGUGGCAUGGGGAACGGAAUGUGAGGUAACGCACAGAGACGUCAGGCAUUUACGAAGUACACAAGAAGAAGCCGACACGAAGAUUAUUUUACAUGCUCUGGAUGCCUCUGUUCAAGGUGCUACCCAACUCUCUAUAUAUUCUCCUGACACUGAUGUCCUUGUUUUGGCUCUCCGACGGUAUCCAGAUUUGUGCUCGCACUCUUGCUUUGUUACUGGGACCGGCAGUAGUCGUAGAGUUAUCAACUUGAAGUCAAUCGCAGACGCCCUUGGGCCCACUAAGACGGCUGCGCUGCCAGCAUUUCAUGCGUUGACCGGAGCAGAUAUUACUGGGAGUUUCUCUGGAAAGGGAAAAGCCACUUGUUGGGAUGAGUUUGAUAACGCCAGCACUCCUAUCUUGCAAGCUCUUGCUAACCUCGGUUGUGGGGAACAGCCAGAUGACGGCACAAGAAGUGGAGUGGAACAGCUGGUUUGUCGGAUGUCCAAACCAAAGACAGACAUCAAAACUGUCAAAGCCCUCAGAUGGUCCCUCUUUAAGAAAAAUCAAGCUGAGUCUGAGAGGUUGCCGCCCACACAAGGUGCUCUCCAUCAAGCCAUACUGAGAGCGCACUACCAGCUUCUUGUUUGGAAUAACGAUCAUGUAGCAAACCCGGUGUUGCCCUCACCAGAAGGCUAUGGAUGGCAAGAUGAAGAUGGAAAGUGGGUACCAGUCAUGACAAAUCUUCCACCAGCUCCAGAGGCAAUUAUACAGCUUGUCCGAUGCAAGUGCGCCAAGUCCCGUUGCUCUAACAACCGUUGUCAGUGUCAAAAAGCCGGAAUUGUGUGUACUGAUCUCUGUCUG
Molecule: messenger RNA, 2874 nt
Organism: Porites lobata
Lineage: Eukaryota; Metazoa; Cnidaria; Anthozoa; Scleractinia; Poritidae
Source: the annotation of a GenBank genome assembly